This is a messenger RNA of Thyridium curvatum, 972 nucleotides long. RefSeq lists its product as uncharacterized. Gene Ontology annotation, molecular function: hydrolase activity. Lineage: Eukaryota; Fungi; Ascomycota; Sordariomycetes; Thyridiales; Thyridiaceae. The transcript has a single exon. The coding region runs from base 1 to 972 and encodes 323 amino acids. The record is from RefSeq and is a predicted model, not a curated record.
AUGCCUCUUCAGUACGACCCCGAUUACCUCAAGGCUCUGGAGCCUCUGAUCCCGGCCAUUUCGGGAAGAAAACCAUUGACCCAUGAUACCAUCACUUCUAGCCGAAGGACCAGGGAGGCUGGCAUAACCGCUCUGUUAAGCAGGCUCCCAAAUGCGCCCAAUGUAGAACAAACAUAUUAUAACGCCAUCGCCUCUGACGGCCACCAAGUACCGAUACUAGCAUUUGUGAAAAGGGGGACAAGUUCUACCACGGCAGGGCCGGCGCUACUUCACUUCCAUGGUGGCGGCAUGAUCAUGGGCAGCGCUCAACAGUUCGCGAGGCCUCUAGCAUACCUGGUCGAAGAGACGGCUGUCCCGAUCUUUAGCGUGGACUAUCGCCUGGCACCGGAACAUACAGGGAAAACCCUCGUCAACGAUUGCUAUGCCUCCUUGCUAUGGCUGCAGCAGAAUGCACACGAGCACAACGUCGACCCCGCUCGCAUCGCCGUCUACGGAGAAAGCGCUGGCGGCGGUCUGGCCGCCGGCGUCGCACUCAUGGCUCGCGAUCGCAACCUCCAGCCACCCCUCGCGAAGCAGAUCUUGAUAUACCCCAUGCUUGACGACCGCAACAUGACUCCCAAUGAGGCUGUCCAGCCGCUCGCCUUUUGGAAGACCGAAGACAACGUGGUGGGUUGGACCGCCGUGCUGGGCGCGGACAAGGCUGGGAAGCCCGACGCCGAAGUGUCGCCUUACGUGGCCCCGGCCCGCGCAGAGAAUCUUGCAGGCCUCCCACCUACCUAUCUCGAUGUCGGCGGGCUGGACAUCUUCUGCAACGAGGUAGUCGCAUAUGCCGGACGGCUCUUGCGAGAGAACGUUGAAACCGAGCUCCACGUGUAUCCCGGUGUACCACACGCUUUCGAGCCUAUUGCGCCGAAUAUUUCGGUCACAAAGAGGGCUCUCGCGAAUAGACAGAAGGCGAUGCAAGGGUUUUGA